Messenger RNA from Scomber scombrus (Atlantic mackerel), 1683 nucleotides. RefSeq names its product carbonic anhydrase 4-like. Gene Ontology annotation, molecular function: zinc ion binding; carbonate dehydratase activity. The record is from RefSeq and is a predicted model, not a curated record. The transcript has 16 exons. NCBI's taxonomy places the organism in Eukaryota, Metazoa, Chordata, Actinopteri, Scombriformes, Scombridae. Gene Ontology annotation, cellular component: plasma membrane. Bases 1 to 1683 code for a protein of 560 amino acids.
AUGUCUCUCUCAUCUGUUCUUCUUUGCCUGAGUUUGGGAGCUUUGGCAAACUCUGCUGCUGGAAGUGACUGGUGCUACAGUGGCUGUGAACACACCCCGGCACACUGGAAAGAUAUCCCAGAUGCUUUCUGUGGAAACAAAAGGCAGUCUCCUAUUGACAUAGUCACCAGCCAUGUUUUGACAGACCAUACCCUGGUGAACUUUACCCUCACCAACUUUUCCUCUCCACAUGUCAUCAAGACAAUCGAGAACAAUGGACAUACAGUUAAAUGCAACCUGGUGGAAAAUGAGGUUGAAGUGAGCGGAGGAGGACUCAAAGAAACAUACUCUACACUUCAGUUGCACUUUCACUGGGGUGAUACAGAACAUCACCCAGGUUCAGAGCACCUGAUUGAUGGGCACAGAUAUCCAAUGGAGAUGCACAUAGUCAGUCUGAAGAAAGGUCUCACUGUGGAGGAGGCCAAGGCUGAUCCAGAGGGAAUUGCAGUUCUUGGGUUUUUCAUAAACGCAACAGAUGAUGGUGAUAUGUCAGAACCAUGGAGCAAUCUCACAUCUUAUCUGAUGAACAAAACAGAACCUGCUGUUAAUAUAACACAUAACAUAUCUAUCAGUGACCUGAUUGAAAAUGUAGACCUCACAAAAUUUUAUCGAUACAUGGGCUCCCUGACCACCCCUUCAUGCAAUGAAGCUGUCGUUUGGACUGUCUUUCAAGAGCCAAUCAACAUUCAUAAAAAUCUGGUGAGUUUGGUAGACUGGAAAUCUUUCUUUGGCAGGGAAGAGGUGGAAAGUCCAUGGUGCUAUGAUGAUCAUCACGAGUACAGUCCUUCGAAUUGGCACCUUCUGCCUCAGUCCCACUGUGGUAAGAAAAGCCAGUCACCUAUCAACAUUGAGACAAAGGAGGCCAUGACAAACAAACAUCUUAAUAACUUCACCUUUACAAAGUUUGACGACAAACAUGCCAUCAAGUACAUCACUAAUACUGGCCAUUCAGUCAAGUGUGUACUGGAAGAGGAUAUGGUGGAGGUGUCCGGGGGUGGUUUAGGAUACGUCUACUCCACCCUGCAGUUCCACUUCCAUUGGGGCAGCGAGUCACAUGACUCUGGGGGCUCCGAGCAUACAGUGGAUACAAAAAGAUACCCAAUGGAGAUGCACAUAGUGAACAAGAGGAAGGAUUUAACCCUGGAAGAAGCCAUAAAGACUCCGAAUGGCCUGGCAGUGCUGGGAUUCUUUAUCGAGGCACCUCAUGCUGACAAAAGUAGCAGUAGUUCAGAUCAUCAUGAGACAAAUCCUACGUCAACUACCACAUCAAACAUGGAAGCCUGGAAAAAUCUCACCAACUACCUGUCAAAAAUUCAAAAUACCAAAACAAAAGUUGACUUCACAGAGAUGAUUUCCAUUGAUGACUUGCUUGGCGAAGUGGACCGUACUGCAUACUUCCGCUACAAUGGCUCCUUAACAACCCCUUCUUGCAAUGAAGCAGUGGUUUGGACGGUCUUUAAAGAGUCUGUCAAGGUGGACCAAAAUCUGAUGAUGAUGUUCCCGAAUCAGACCAAAAAUCACAACGUGUAUCGACCCAAGCAGUCUCUCAAUGACAGGAAAAUCUACACCACAGCAGGAUCCAGUGUGCAUGGACCCAUCAUACGGUUUCUGCUGCUGGCCUGUUUGUGCCAUUUUAAUCUCUAA